Messenger RNA from Gossypium arboreum, 2265 nucleotides. RefSeq names its product ankyrin repeat-containing protein At2g01680-like. Gene Ontology annotation, molecular function: protein phosphatase 1 binding; protein phosphatase regulator activity. The record is from RefSeq and is a predicted model, not a curated record. Lineage: Eukaryota; Viridiplantae; Streptophyta; Magnoliopsida; Malvales; Malvaceae. The transcript is spliced from 3 exons. Bases 318 to 1931 code for a protein of 537 amino acids. Gene Ontology annotation, cellular component: plasma membrane.
GAAGUCAAGUGAUGUCACAGCCACCAGAACAAAGCAACAGUUGGGAUUCUUAGAAUCUCGACAGCAUUUAAACUCUGAUUUCUCCAAAUACAAAAAUACAUUACAACUUCAACUACAAAGCUAUAUCCUAUAUUUCCACUAUUUGUUGGAUAAUAUCACACCGGGUGGUUGUUUUUCUUUAACAGUCAACUCUGGCACACGAUUGUUAAUGGCAGAUACCCCCCAUUAUAUUUCUCAAUCCAUCAGAUAAACCCAUAACCAUAUUUAAAAAUCAAAUUCAAGAGAUCGAUCUAUUAUCAUUUACAACUAAACCAAAAAUGGAAGCAGCUUUAAUGGAGUCCAAGUCUUUACGGUUCCUCACUCAGCAGUCUUUCUUUGCAGCUGUUCAAUCUGGGGAGCUUCAGUCUGUGAAGCAGAUGUUGGAUAAGCUGACAAAAGAUGAACCGUCUGAUGGAUCAUCGACGGUGUCUGAUCUGGUGGCAUCACAAAAUAAGUCAGGGAAGACUGCUUUAUAUAUUGCUGCAGAAAACAAUUUGCAGGAGAUUUUCAGUUACUUGCUCAAGUUUUGUGAUGUUGAGGUUGUAAAGAUGAGGUCCAACUCUGAUAUCAACACUUUUCAUGUUGUUGCUAAGUUAGGAAACUUGGGUGUGGUGAAGGAACUUUUGGGAAUUUGGCCGGAGCUUUGUGAGCUAUGUGACUCGACGAAUACCAGCCCCCUUUAUUUUGCAGCUGUUAAAAGUAAUUUAGAUGUCGUAAAUGCAAUAUUGAGUAGCGAUCCAAGCUGCGUUAGGAUAGUGCGUAAAAAUGGAAAGACGGCAUUGCAUACGGCUGCAAGGUAUGGCCUUAUUAGUGUAGUAAAAGCUCUUACAGAUUGUGAUCAAGGCAUUGUGAGAAUCAAAGAUAAGAAAGGCCAAACCGCGCUCCAUAUGGCGGUGAAGGGUCAGUGCCCGGCUGUCGUUGAUGAAAUAUUGCUUGCCAAUCACUCACUACUGAAUGAACGAGACAAAAACGGGAAUACCGCAUUGCAUAUAGCUACGAGGAAGGCUCGUCCACAGAUUGUGAGCUUGUUGCUAACCAAAAGAUUGAUUGAUAUCAAUGCCAUUAAUAAUCAGCACAAAACCGCGUUGGAUUUGGCCGAUAAACUCCAAUAUGGAGAAUCCACACUGGAAAUUAAAGGAGUUCUGAUGGAGGCAGGUGCACAGCAUGCUAGGUAUGUUGGCCAAGUGGAUGAAGCAAUGGAACUUAAGAGGACUGUGAGUGAUAUUAAGCAUGAAGUGCAGUCACAAUUCUUACAAAACCAAAAAACCAACAUAAGGGUGUCCGGAAGUGCCAAGGAACUUCAGAAACUCCAUCGAGAAGCUGUUCAAAACACCACCAAUUUCGUCACCGUUAUUGCAGUGCUCUUUGCAUCGAUUGCCUUCUUAGCCAUUUUCAACUUGCCUGGCGAAUACGUAACAAGUGAACCGGAUGAAGGGAAGGCCAACAUAGCUGAUCACGUAGGUUUCCGCAUUUUCUGCCUCUUGAAUGCCACAUCCCUCUUCAUGUCAUUGGCUGUUGUUGUUGUUCAGAUCACAUUGGUAGCAUGGGACACAAAUGCUCAAAAACAGGUUGUAUCAGUGGUUAACAAGCUAAUGUGGGCUGCUUGUGCUUGCACCUGUGGAGCAUUUUUGUCAAUAGCCUUUUUGGUUGUAGGAAAAGGGAAUUCAUGGAUGGCAGUCAUUAUAACCAUUGUUGGAGCACCAAUUCUGGUUGGGACACUUGCGAGCAUGUGUUACUUUGUUUCUCAACAACAUUUCCGGGGUUUUCGCAGCGACUCACAGAGACGAAUAAAGAGGGCAAGUGGAAGCAAGUCUUUCUCAUGGACAUAUUCUGCAAAUAUAUCAGAUGAUGAUGAUUAUAAUUCUGACCUUGAGAAGAUAUAUGCUUUGUAAAACUCUAUUUUAAAAAAGAAAAAUGAAAAAAAGAAGCCACUAAAUAAAAGCUUGCAAAAGGAGCACGGUACAGCCGCAGAAAGUCUUUUGCUGUGUAACUAAAUGGCUGACGCCUAAUGAUUCAGAGUUGUAAUAUCAAAGCUGUCAAAUUUUAAUCCAAAUGCUGUAAAAGCAAGACUGUAGUUCAUGCUUCCUGGUUCACGAUCCCAAGGCUGAUUAUAGAUUUGUGUACAAUAGACUAUGUUUUUCAUGUGAGUAUUGUAAAUUAGUAUGCAUACGACAUUAUGAUUUUUUAAAUAUUUUAUGCAUAUAGUUAUAAUGUGUUAAACAAAAA